AUGGCUGACUUCGAGCGCGACCGAGCCCAUGGGACGAAAUCAACGAAUUAUAUCGAUGUUUCUGUUUCUAGCUCUGCCGAGAUCAUCGACUCCUUGUCGAGACUAGAAGAUGACAACCAAAAAGAGACAUUUGGCUGCCAGCAAUGCUCAAAAGUGUUCAACCGCCGUGAAAAUUUAAGUCGCCAUCUCAAAACACACGAUGCAUCACCGUCGCACUGCUGUUCAAAAUGUGGAAAGGGAUUCACGAGAAGCGAUUUGUUGCGGCGGCAUCAAGCUGGACAUGAAAGAUGGGACAAUCAAGACUCAAAACGACGACAAACGUCUGGAAAGAAGAGAAAAGUUGAUGUUCAGGGUUCAAUGACAUCCGAAUCUGCUGGUAAUUCCUCUUGGACCAACAGCACCGAAUCGAGUGGUAUGUCGAGGCCAUAUGGGUCCGCUUACAGAGCCGUUCGAGAUGCGUUUGCCAUUCAACGACCAAUGGCUAACAGUGCAAUCUCAUCGCCAGGCUUUACAGAUCCGAAUCCACAGACAUAUCAGGCAAUGCAGGAAUCUCACUAUGAAUCAAUACUCAACUCAGAUCCGGAGCAUCAUGAUAUGUUUCCCCAAGUGCAUACAAAUAUGCCAGUGAGGCCUCAUCCUCUGGAUACCUUCUCCAACGACUUUUCAUCAUUUCUCCUACCUCCAGAAGUCAAUCAAUUCAGUCAAGAAUGGUUUUCGUACGAUUUCUAUUCUGCUAUGCAGGAAGUUGGGAACGAAUGGGGCGGACUCGGUGUUCUUCUUGAUCCAAAUAUGCUAACUCCUGGUCAUGAAUACUCCAAUGUUGACACGAGCAAUUAUCAGGAGUUGGAUGCGGAAGGGAGUAAAUCGAAGGAAAGCAGCCAAGGACGAAUUAGUCGAGUUUCCUCUCCUCCUAAUGAAGCAUCAGAAGAAGAUAAAUGGCCCUUCCAAUGGAAUCCAAAUUCUCGUCAGAUACUCAAAGCUCAACCUAUCCACAUCCCAAAUGAUCACCCACUGUUUCAAAAUCACUAUUCCAGAUACGACAUCACGGAAGCUACCCUACUUCGUUUGCAAUACUUCCUUCAACCUCCAGCCGGACGCGAGUUUCACAAAUCCCAAAAGGGUUCAUUCGUUCUUCCGUCACUCCCAAUCAUCAACGUUUUCAUUCGACUCUUCUUCGAGAACUUCUCUCCACACAUGCCAGUGCUCCACCAUCCUACGGUAAACACGAAUGCUGAUUUGCCUCCACCCCUCCUUGCAGCAAUCGUCAUCAUUGGAGCGAUCUAUAGCAACGUCAAACAUACUCGGCGCUUUUCGAUCGUUUUGCUGGAUAUUAUCCGCUGGCAUCUGCGUAUAGCCAUUGAAUGCGAUAAUAGUCUAAUGAGAGACCCGAUGAUCAUCUAUGCUGAAGCAUUGAUAUGUCAUACUGGGAUUUGGGGAGGCAACAAGCGUGCCUUUGAGUUAGCGGAAGUAGUUCGUGGAGGUUUGGUCACAUAUAUUCGACGAGUACGAUUCGGUGAUCAAUUGAUGAAGACGCCGGAACAAGACAUCAGAGGGAAUCUCCAAGAAGAAUGGAAGCGGUGGAUCACAGAAGAGUCUCAAAGAAGAUUGGCUUGGGCUGUGUACGGCAUUGAUUCAUACUUUCCCAGCAUACUGAAUCUACCUCCAACCAUAUCAAUGGGAGAAGUGAGGAAUCUGGUGUGUCCCUGCGAUGAAGAGUUCUGGGCCGCAACUUCUGCCAGGAACUGGAAAAAUCUUCUUGGUCCUGCAAGCGUACCUCCUUCGAGAUCAUUCUCUGCUGCAGUAGGACCCUUCGUGUUGCCGGGACAUGGACGACUUCCUGCAAUAAAUCUCAACCCAUGGUCCGCGUUCCUCGUCCUUCAGUCCAUGACACAUCAAAUCUUCCAAUUCUCACUCGAUUCAAUGGUCGCACGAACAUUUAUGGACGAUGACCCGUGCGGGGACGACACGAUGUAUCCUCCAGGAGAUCCAAACAAUUUCCUUCGCAAACUUCAUGCUGAACGUCAUGCUCAAUUGGCAGAAUCUCUUGAUGCGUGGGCAACAUCGUACUUGACUCGAUCACAACCACAUUUCCAUCCUGCAUCAAAACACUUCCACGCAUGCUCAGUCGUGAUUCAUCAUCUGAGCACUAUUCUUCUUGACGUACCACUUUCCGAUCUCCAGAACGCAAUAGGGAAAGAUGGGAUAGGUGGAAUCGUCCAAGCAAUGACCAAUCUCAGCAAUUGGGCUCGAAGAUCUCCACAUAUUGCGGACCAGGCAGCAUACAACGCCACUAAAACCAUUGUAUCUCUCGCUCCGAGCAACAAUCUAAGCGAUGAUGGUGUCAGAAAUGUGGACACAGCGCCAUAUAGCUUGAUUGCCCUCUUCCUGUGUCACAUCGUGCUUUGGGCAUAUGCGACAGUCGCGCCGAGAGAACAAAAGAUGAGGCUAUUGCACAGUGUGAUGCAACAUCCAGCAUUACGGAUAAGUGCUUUCGUGGUGUUGUUAAAGCGGGCCCUUGGUCUUGAUGGCCAGGAAGAGGAUGGCGAGCCAAAGUUAUUGUUCAGAAGUGCAGCGGAGAUGUUGACGAGGCUGGGAACUUGGGGUGGAAGUUUAAAUUUGGCGUUACUUCUCCAUCGAAGGGCUGAAAUGUAA
Molecule: messenger RNA, 2652 nt
Organism: Mollisia scopiformis
Lineage: Eukaryota; Fungi; Ascomycota; Leotiomycetes; Helotiales; Mollisiaceae
Exons: 2
Coding region: 1-2652 (883 amino acids)
Biological process (GO): DNA-templated transcription; regulation of transcription by RNA polymerase II
Cellular component (GO): chromatin
Molecular function (GO): RNA polymerase II cis-regulatory region sequence-specific DNA binding; zinc ion binding; DNA-binding transcription factor activity, RNA polymerase II-specific
Source: RefSeq, a predicted model, not a curated record